CUCUGUAUUGUCUCUUUCUGUACCCGUGCCUCUCUCUCUCUCUCUCUCUGGAUCUCACUCUCUUCUCAAUUUCCCUCUCGCUGCUUGCUACCUGUCUUUCCUUCUCACUCUCCCUCACUCUCUGUGUCGCUCAAACUCUCUCACAUUCUCUCUCUCUCUCUCUCUCCCUCCCUCUGUACUGUCUCUUUCUGUACCUGUGCCUCUCUCUCUCUCUCUGGAUCUUGCCCUGGUCUCAUUCUCCUGCUCUCUCUCUCUGUCUCUCCCUCUCCUGCGAUUCUAAUCCCUUUUGCACCUCGUUCACCUUUUUUUUCUCGCUACCUAUCUGGCUGUGUGCGCGCGUGUAUCUCCUACUCUUCCGUCCUUAUUGCUCACCAUUCCCUCCCUUAAUAGCUCUCUCUCUAUCUCACUCUCUCUGUCUCUGUCUCUGUCUCGAUGUCUGGGCUGCACUGCUCUCAGAAGCUUUCUGCACCCCCGCUGUUCCUGGGCAUGUUGCUGGCGGUCCUGCUGAUUCUGAUGUGCCUGGUCCCCGUGCAGGCGGCUUCCUGCUGGAUGCAGAGCCUCAGUGAGGACGCAAUCGUUGCCAGGGUGCAGGAGGCGAUUCUGCGGAACCUGGGGCUGGCGGGACCCCCGCAGACCUGCGACGCAACCAGUGCGGAGCUGCGGCGCAAUCCCUUCCAGAACCGCCGACUGGCCCGGCGCAUCACCCGCUGGAUUGGCCACCAAAGACCCUACAAGGAAGAUGACAAGUCAGAGAUCAUUUCAUUCCCUGUGACCAGCAUCCCAUGUGACCUACGUUAUGAAGGAUUUGUGGGUAACUAUAGUUACGUUUUUCAGCCGUCCUUGCACUCCCACCAUUGCCGAGUGAUUUCUGCUGAGUUCUGGUUCUACGCUGGGGUCCAGCUGCCCCCCGGGACUGACCCUCCAGCCGAGCUGUACUUCCUCACUGAGCCUGGCAGCUUUGCCUCAGCAGCCGAGAGCGUGGUGGUUGAGGGACAGUGGGCCAUUUUUCACAUCUCCGAGCACUUCCUCCCGUACAUCUCGCACAAGAUACUUUUUCUGCAGGUCAACUGCCCGGGUUGCCACUGUGUGAUGGACCAGGUGAACAUGCCCUUCAUCCAGUCGUCCACAAAGGCCUCAGGGCCCUCUCGAUCCAGGCGCUCCACAGUCCCCUGGUCCCCUGCCUACGUCAGUCUCCUGCAGAGGCCGCCGUCUGCUGAGCUGAUCCACGAUGAUUGCCACCGCUCUGCCGUCAACAUCUCCUUCGAGGAAUUGGGAUGGGGCAACUGGAUUGUCCAGCCCAGCGUCUUCACCUUCUACUACUGCAAUGGGACCUGCUCCAACUCCAACCGGCUUACCUCCAGCCUUGGCCUCAAGGUUUGCUGCACCUCGGUUCCCGGAACCAUGAAACCACUGAGGGUCAGGACAACCUCCGAUAGCGGCUACACCUUCAAAUACGAGACUAUCCCCAAUAUUAUCACUGAGGAGUGUGCCUGCAUUUAAACCUUGCAAAGCCACCCCCACCCUAUCCCCACCCCCACCCUCACCCCCACUUACCAGGACAGAUGGCUUACCACACCCUCCAGGAUUGUCUUGGACUCUACAGGAGUGAAAGGUUAAUCUUCAGGCAAAUCCAAGAAAAG
Carcharodon carcharias (great white shark) is the source of this 1640-nucleotide messenger RNA. It is a transcript of the gene inha, whose product is annotated as inhibin subunit alpha. The transcript is spliced from 2 exons. Gene Ontology annotation, biological process: SMAD protein signal transduction. Bases 433 to 1500 code for a protein of 355 amino acids. NCBI's taxonomy places the organism in Eukaryota, Metazoa, Chordata, Chondrichthyes, Lamniformes, Lamnidae. The record is from RefSeq and is a predicted model, not a curated record. Gene Ontology annotation, cellular component: extracellular region. Gene Ontology annotation, molecular function: cytokine activity; growth factor activity.